CUGAGGCGACGCAGAAGACGUUCACUGCGCAUGCUCGCUUCUUGUUCCAGCAACAACUGUAUUCGAGCCAUAACAAUCGCCAGAAUUCAAUCACUUUGGCGAAAGAUACCGACAUUAAAGGGGGCAUCGUGCGUGGAAUCGGGCUAUGUGACCCCCCUAGUGAAGCAUACUUACCAUAAGGCACGAUUCUGGGGAUGGUACUGAUAACUUUAAAUUCAUGGAGGAUAACAAGGUGAGCCUCCCUCUCUUCCUACCGGACAGAUUCGAUGAAAAUGGGCGAUUAUGUGCAGAACAGGGGCUUUUCCCCAAAAACAACUAAAGACGGAAUGCUUCAGCAAGACGACUGAAAAGGAGCAGCACAUUUCCAAGUACUCGGCGAUGACAUGUUUCACCUCGUCCUGUGUGUGUUUGGCUAGCUAGCUAGCAACAACCAGCCUAUUACAGAAAACUAACACCCGAUUGAGAAGGGAUCGAUUGCCUUUUGGCUAACGUUAGCUGGCAAGCUAGCUCGCUUUUGUCUGUUUUAUUAUUUGGUAGCUAACGUCAACAUUACAACUUCUUCUUUAAAUCCAUCUAUUGCGCAAGCCUCGGCACAGUUACCGUCACCAGAAGCCUGCCGCUGCCUGAGGUGGAGGACAGCUAGCUUGGCUAACUGUUUUCAGCAUCUGUAGCGCUGGCUAGCUGCUGCCGUACCGAUGAGAUGAGCGUCUUGCAAGGGGCAAUCCGCGGAGCGCUAUUCUGACUCAACUCCGACACCUGGACAGCUCGUUUUUAUUUUUGUGGACACGGAGCACACUACUCUGUUCUUUUUUUCGACGAGCUUCUCGCUCCUCUAUGCCUCAUUGUUUGAUGUAAGGGACGAAGAGAUAGAAGACGGCAAGCAUUGCUUCCCAGAAUAGAGCAGCAGCCAGCCAUGCAAGCGCCGCCGCUCCAGUACGACUUCUACAGCGAGGAAAACGCAUCGAAAUGGCGGGGGCUGCUGGUGCCUUCUUUGAACAAGGUGCUGAGUCAGGUGCACCCCCAGCUGUCGUCGAAGGAGGACGCGCUGCAGCACAUCGAGGAGCUGAUCCUCCUCCUGCUCAGCAUGCUGUGCCAGGCCCAGCCCCGCACCGUGCAGGACGUGGAGGAGCGCGUGCAGAAGAGCUUCCCCCACCCCAUCGACAAGUGGGCGAUCGCGGACGCCCAGGCGGCCAUCGAGAAGAGGAAACGGCGGAACCCUCUCGCCCUGCCCGUGGAUAAGAUCCACCCGCUGCUCAAGGAGGUGCUGGGGUACAAGAUCGACCACCAGGUGUCGGUCUACAUCGUGGCCGUCCUGGAGUACAUCUCCGCCGACAUCCUGAAGCUGGCGGGGAACUACGUGCGGAACAUCCGCCACUACGAGAUCUCCCAGCAGGACAUCAAGGUGGCCAUGUGCGCCGACAAGGUUCUGAUGGACAUGUUCCACCAGGACGAGGAGGACCUGAGCGGCUUCCCCCUGAUGGACGAGGAGCCGUCGGUCUCCGGGGAGCAGACCUACUACGACCUGGUCAAGACCUUCAUGGCCGAGGUGCGGCAGUACCUGCGCGACCUCAACCUCAUCAUCAAGGUGUUCCGGGAGCCCUUCGCGUCCAACACCAAGCUCUUCUCCCAUCACGACGUGGAGAACAUCUUCAGCCGCAUCGUGGACGUCCACGAGCUGACGGUGAAGCUCCAGGGUCUGAUCGAGGACACUGUGGAGAUGACGGACGAGGGGAGCCCGCACCCCCUGGUGGGCAGCUGCUUCGAGGACCUGGCUGAGGAGCUGGCCUUCGAUCCGUACGAGUCAUAUGCCCAGGACAUCCUGAGGACGGGCUUUCAUGACCACUUCCUGAGCCAGCUGUCCAAGCCAGGAGCUGCCCUCUACCUACAGUCCAUAGCUGAAGGCUUUAAAGAAGCCGUCCAGUACGUCCUGCCCAGGCUGCUCCUGACUCCCGUUUAUCACUGUCUGCACUACUUUGAGAUCUUAAAGCAACUGGAGGAGAAGAGCCAGGAUGAGGAGGAUAAGGAGUGUCUGAAGCAGGCCAUCACCGCCCUGCUGAACCUGCAGUGCAGCAUGGAGAGGAUCUGCUCCAAAAGCCUGGCCAAGAGGAGGCUGAGCGAGUCGGCCUGUCGCUUCUACAGCCAGCAGAUGAAGGGGAAGCACCUGGCCAUCAAGAAGAUGAGCGAGAUCCAGAAGAACAUCGACGGCUGGGAGGGCAAGGACAUCGGCCAGUGCUGCAACGAGUUCAUCAUGGAGGGCACGCUGACGCGGGUGGGCGCCAAGCACGAGCGCCACAUCUUCCUGUUCGACGGGCUGAUGAUCUGCUGCAAGUCCAACCACGGGCAGCCGCGGCUGCCCGGCGCCAGCGCGGCCGAGUACCGGCUGAAGGAGAAGUUCCUGAUGCGCAAGGUGCAGAUCAACGACAAGGACGACAAGGAGGGCGAGUACCGGCACGCCUUCGAGAUCAUCCUGAAGGACGGCAACAGCGUGGUGUUCGCCGCCAAGUCGGCGGAGGAGAAGAGCAGCUGGAUGGCGGCGCUGAUCUCGCUGCAGUACCGCUCCACGCUGGAGCGCAUGCUGGACCUCACCAUGCUGCAGGAGGAGAAGGACGAGCACGUGCGCCUGCCGGGGCCCGAGCUCUACCGCUUCGCCGAGCCCGACUCCGAGGAGAACGUGGUCUUCGAGGAGAACGUCCAGUCCAAGUCCGGCAUACCCAUCAUCAAGGCCGGCACGGUGCUCAAGCUCAUCGAGAGGCUCACCUACCACAUGUAUGCAGAUCCAAAUUUUGUGAGGACGUUCUUGACCACAUAUCGGUCCUUCUGCAAACCCCAGGAGCUGCUGGGUCUCUUAAUGGAGAGGUUUGAGAUUCCGGAGCCCAAGCCCACAGAGGCGGAUCAGAUGGCCCUGGAGAACGGCGACCAGCCGCUCAGCGCCGAGCUCAAACGCUUCCGCAAGGAGUACGUGCAGCCCGUCCAGCUCAGAGUUCUGAACGUGUGCCGGCACUGGGUGGAGCACCACUUCUACGACUUUGAGAGGGACGCAGAGCUCCUGAGGCGCCUGGAGGAGUUCAUCGGAAUGGUCCGAGGUAAAGCUAUGAGGAAGUGGGUGGAGUCCAUCACCAAGAUCAUUCUGAGGAAGAAGCAGGUCCAGGCCAACGGCCCCAGCCACAACAUCACCUUCGGGAGCUCCCCACCCCCCAUCGAGUGGCACAUCAGCAAGCCGGGGCAGACCGAUCAGUUCGACCUCAUGACCCUUCACCCCAUCGAGAUCGCCCGGCAGCUCACGCUUCUGGAGUCGGACUUCUACAGGGCCGUCCAGCCGUCGGAGCUCGUGGGGAGCGUUUGGACCAAGGAGGACAAGGAGCUGAACUCCCCCAACCUCCUGCGCAUGAUCCGCCACACCACCAACCUCACGCUCUGGUUCGAAAAGUGCAUCGUUGAGGCGGGGAAUCUGGAGGAGCGGGCGGCCGUGGUGGCCCGAAUCAUAGAGAUCCUGCAGGUCUUUCAGGAGCUCAACAACUUCAAUGGUGUUCUGGAGGUGGUCAGCGCCAUGAACUCCUCGCCCGUCUACCGGCUGGACCACACCUUUGAGCAAAUCCCCAGCCGGCAACGGAAGAUUCUGGAAGAGGCCCAUGAGCUGAGCGAGGACCACUAUAAGAAGUAUCUGGCCAAACUCAGGUCCAUCAACCCACCCUGUGUGCCUUUCUUUGGAAUCUACUUAACGAACAUCCUGAAGACGGAGGAGGGCAACCCGGACUUCCUGAAGAGGCACGGCAAGGAGCUGAUCAACUUCAGCAAGCGGAGGAAAGUGGCCGAGAUCACCGGGGAGAUCCAGCAGUACCAGAACCAGCCCUACUGCCUGCGGGUGGAGAACGACAUCCGAAAGUUCUUUGAGAACUUAAAUCCGAUGGAGGACAAAACGGAGAAAGAGUUUGCCGACUACUUGUUCAACAAGUCCCUGGAGAUCGAGCCCCGCAACGCCAGGUCACUCCCGCGAUUCCCCAAGAGGUAUAACUGCCCCCUGAAGUCGCCGGGGGUGCGCCCCUCCACGGUGCGGCCGGGGACCAUGCGGCACCCCACGCCCCUGCAGAACGAGCCCCGAAAGAUCAGCUACAGCCGGAUCCCGGACAGCGAGACGGAGAGCACGGCCUCCGCCCCCAACUCGCCCCGCACGCCCCUGACCCCACCCCCCGCCUCCGGCGCCUCCAGCUCCACCGACAUCUGCAGCGUUUUCGACUCCCCCCAGGCCCCCUCCAGCCCCUUCCACUCCAACAGUGACACCAUCUUUACUGCAGUCUCACUGCCACGCGGCCCACGGUCCUCCUCGGUCUCCUCCAUGGUGAGCUUCAGCAGGAACGUGGAGGACGGCCCCAAACCCCCGCCUGUGCCCCCGCGCCGACGGCCAGAAUCUGCCCCCGCCGAGUCCUCGCCUUCCAAGAUGAUGUCGAAGCGCUUGGACAGCCCCCCCGCGGUUCCGCCUCGGCAGCCCACGCCCGCCAAGGGCUACUCCCCCCGCUACUCGCUAUCGGAGCGCACCUCCGUCUCCGAGCCGCCCGACAGCCCGCCCACCCUGCCCCCCAGGGAGCCCGUGAGGUCGCCGGACGUCUUCUUCAACUCCCCGCUGCACCUGCAGCCCCCCCCGCAGGGCAGGAGGACUGAGCUGAGCCAGACCUUCUUCCCCUCCUCCCCCUUCAGCCCCCUCCCGCCCCAGACCCCCUCCCCGCUGGGCUUCCGGAAGCACCUGCCCUCCCCCCCCUCGCUGGGCCUGGACUGCGACUCGCCCCCGCCCGGGGCGACGGGGCCCCCCGUCCCACCCAGACAGAGCACCUCCCAGGCCAUCCCCAAACUGCCCCCCAAAACCUACAAAAGGGAGUCCACCCACCCCUCCCUACACCGGGAUGGCCCCCCUCUCCUGGAGAACGCCAACUCCUCCUAGACUUUGUUGAAGGGGGCCGGGGGCCGGGGGCGGGGGGUGGAGGGAGCGGACGGCCGUGGGGCUGGCAGUCACUCAAAACACUAAAGACCGGAGCAGAACAACAAAAAUCAACAAAACAAACAAAAAAAAAUGAAUAACCACAAGAAAAACGUGAAAUGAAAUAAGAUGAAAUUAAAAAAUAAAAAAACAAUUAAAAAAUAAAAAAUCCGCCAGUCUGGAUUUUACCUGAAAACAUAAACGUGCUCUUAAAAAAGAACCUCCCGUUCAAUAUGAUGAUUGUCUUCUUAUUACUGUGCAGAAAAACCAAGGAGAGUUUGCCUGGCCUGGUUUGGAAAUUAUUCCGUUCUGUGGUGUCAUCAUUUUUUUAUUUUAUUUUUUUUUGUUUAAAGUGAACUCAUUUCAGCAGUCGUCUGUGAGCUGGCGGGUGUGGCCAGGAGAACCCUGGGACGCUUUCCAAACGACGCAGAAGAAAAAAAAACAAACAAAAGCAUCAAACUAUUUUUCUCAUGAUAAAAGAAAAGUAAAUGGGCACUAAGACAUUGCUUUACUAAAAGACAGCCUAACAGCCAGCUGAGAGGCGUGGAACUCCACCACCCAGUACAGGCGCAGCACGGCUGGGACGCUGACAGACUUCCUACGCCUUCGCCUGAACACCGCUCCUCCGCAUUAACAACACCUGAACACAGCUGCUCAUCCUCAUUUAAAACGUCUGAACGCACCUACCCAUCCUCAUUAAAAAAAACCCCUGAACACAGGUACUCAUCCUCAUUAAAAAAAAAACCCUGAACGUAGCUACUCAUCCUCAUUAAAAAAAACCCUGAACUAAUUCACAUUAAAAACAACUGAACAUAUCCCCUCAUUCACAUUAAAAACGCCUGAACACCGCUACUCAUCCUCAUUAAAAACGCCUGAACACCGCUACUCAUCCUCAUUAAAAACGCCUGAACACCGCUCCUUGCUCACGUUAAAAAGGGACUUGGGAUCCACACUCUUCAGUGUUUAGACUUUGUUUGCAAUUCAAGGUGAGCGUUUAGUGCCAGUAGUCUUGAGUACCGAGGUUUAAGGUACCUAACAUGCACACACACACGCACGCAUACACGCACGCAUACACACACACACACACGCCAAAGAGGUACUUUAAAGAAUUCAGAAACACAUAAAGUGAUAGUCUUGUUUUUGGGUCUUUUAGUUAGUUUUUUUUAUUUUAUUUUAUUAUUUUCCUAUUGAUUUCUUUUGCCAAGAAAGUAUGUAAAACAAUUGCCUUCUUUAAACAAGGGAAUAAAAAAGUGUUUUUAUAACUGUAUUUCACAGCUCGGCAAUGAGGAAACAAAAAAGAAAAAGAAAAAACAAUGCAGUCAGAAGCCUGGCCUGUACUGAUAUGGACCAACCCUGCCUUCGCUCUUCUAGUUCUGCCAUCCUUGUUGCCAUCUGCUCUGUAGUGUAUUGAUGAUCCUUUCUGACAGGAAAAAGUGUUGCAUUUCAAAUUAGCUGUGCCUUUUAUGUUCCAUGUGUGAUGUCACAAUACACACUGAAUGUCAUUGGACGCUACUAGAAUCAUUUCCGGGGGAGGAGGAGGGGGGUGGGUUUAUAAGCCAUUGGGAUUGUUAGGUUGUGGAAUUUUUCUCACCCACCCCCCCCCUUUUAAAAAAAGGUUUAUGGAGAAAAAAAAGGCAUCUUAUUCCCCCAGUUUCAGUCCUGAAUCUCUGAGCUCUGCCUUAAAGAAUUGGUGGUGGUGUUUCCAGUCGAUUCUUGAUUUUAUUUGGUGGUAUACCUCACCCCCCACACACACACACUAACGCCCCCCCCCCAUCUGUCUUCUUCAUCCUGUAAACCAAACCCUGUGAGAGCUAUUUCUUCUGCUAGUUUUCGCAUUUGAUUUUUCAGAGUGUGAAUUUGUAACCUUUUUCAUGGUGGUGGUGUUGUAUGUACCUUUUUUUUUGUAGUACAAAAACAACAAAAAACGUUAUGAGGAGGGCUUGUUGGGUCGAUGUAGCCGUCAUGGAGGUCACGUGUUGUUUUUGGGACGCAGAUCCGUCCCCCCUGCUCGGGAGGUCAGCGUUGUGCGUAUAGGAGAGGUCAGGUGUCGCUGUCAGGGUUGUCCUCGCUUGAGAUGAGUCUGAGGGGACAGAGAGACGCUGCAGCCAAUCGAGCAUCUUUUAGCAGCGCAGUGCGGCCCCCCCCCCCCCCCAGCCUCAUUUCUAAAACCGCACCGCCAUCGCGGGACAGACGGUUCACCGUCCGCUAAAUCGCAAAACCUCAUUUUCGAAACGUGCCUUGGUGCGGACAGACAGACAGACGGACAGUGGAAGGUGUCUCAUGCCGCCUUCGCCGUGUUGUGUUGCGUAGUUGCACUGGCUUGUGCUUCGGAGCGCGGCAGAAAUGUCCUGUUCUGCAAAGCACUUAAAAAUGUACAGAAAGGAUGACAUCAUCGAGCUAUCCCCGAGCGGCUCUGUUUGUUGUUGUUGUGGGUGAGGACGCUUACGCAAGUCAGAAACGGGCCGCAGAGGCGGGAAACUCUCAGGCUGGUCUGUACCAACGAGGCGAUACGGAGUCAGGGCUCGCUCCCCACAGCGCCCCCUGGAGGUAGGGGGGAAACUCUGGGCGUUGUCCUGGUGCUGAGCGCUCUCUUCUCUUGGUGUUUUUACGCCCCGGCUGCCGGGUGUAAUUCCGGAUUUUUCCGCGACAUCUCACGGCACCCUGCGGCGAAAAGGGGAAGGUCCUCACUGGGGACGUCCCGUGUGUUUGACGGGGGCUGUCUUCUGCUCCCAUUUUGGGCCCCGGGCUUCGCCCCCGUCCCUCGCCUGCCCCAUUAGGACGGUUCCCCCUUCUCGGCGGGGGGUCAGAGCGUACGAUAACGCGACCGCCGCGCGAAACCGCCAGAGUCCGGCCGACCCGGCUCAGAGAACCCGAAACGGCUCCACGCGGUUAAAGAUCUAACGGAAAUCUGAUCGGCCUUUUUUUUUUUUUUUAAAGUUAUGUUUUAAACCCUGACAACUUGGCCGUUUAGCAAACACUUGGAAACCGGCCAUUUUGUCCAAAGGCACAGUAAUCGACCCGAGAGAAGCCAGCGGCAAAGAUCACCUCAAUCCGAACAAGAAUUCACAACAUAAAUAUUUAUACCUACACAGUAUUUUACAAGUGCAUUUAAAAGAGAUAGGCAUAGGCAUAGGCAGAGUAUUUGGGGACCGUUAAAACAGAGUAAUAACCAUUAAACAGGAGAUUAACAAUAAGCAAUUAUUAUUUUUUUUAAUGAUUUUAAAAUUUCCCAUAUUGCGAAUGAAAUGUAAUGAUUGCAGCGUUGUCAUGAAAGCGGUUUAUGCGCACGGCACCAUACCAAAUGUAAAAGUUAUUUCGGUAUGCCAGUGAAAGUAUCCCAUGCAAUGACAUAAGAAAUUGUGAUACAGCCAGAAUUUUCCAGAGCUAUGUUCCUUUUGGCUAUUGUCACAUUUCCGUGUAAUGAAUGUUACCAAGUCUUUUUUUGUCCCCAAGAAUGAGAACUGUGUGUGUGUGUGUGACCCUCAACAGUGUGCAGGCCCCUCCUCACCUUCUAAUCGGAUUUGGAAAAACAACAGUCCAGUGUGUUAAAUCCUCCCUCACUCUCCACGUUCCCUGUCACCGUAACCUCCUUUCUCUUUUGUUUUCUUAUUUUGGUCCCUGCUUCUUUCCGUUCAGUUGCCUUGGAAAGGAAACGGCCCUUUUACACAAUCGAGUUAGAUUAACGAAAAUAUUUUCUUCAUUUUCAGCCACCUCUGCGGGGUCCGGACACCGUGUGAGGUUUGUCCUGCGCGCUCCGUCAAACUUUAUUUAGGAGGAUGUUUUCUUCUUUUUGGGGGCGGGGGGUGGGGGGGGGGGUGAAGUGGGGAAAGGGCAGACUCCUCCCUCCCAGUUCAGUAACACAGCGACAGCUCUUCUGGUGAUUAGCGUCUGUCACAUGACCCUAAAUAAUGGUGUACAAACUCAAAUACUCUGGAGCUUUCUGGUGUUUAAAGACACCUUUACAAAAUACUAAUUUAACUCCGCGCCCCUCGCCAUCUGGUUUUCGGUUCUGUACUUUGCGUCUGUGCUGGCUUUGGAUUGAGGCCCCAGUUCGACCCCUCGCCAGAGAAAUGUUGGGUUCAUUUGCUACCAAUGCGUGCCUUUUUGCUACAUGAUUUCUUAGCGUCCGUCUUUGUUUUCACCUCUGUGCUCAUCGAAAGCUGGUUUUUUUUGAGGGGGGGAAGGUGGGUGGUGUGAAGAUUUAUCUCCCAGGUCCCAAGGCCUUGCUGGGUAGGGGGUUGGAGAGGGGGGGGAAUUAUUUUUCAAAAAUGUACCCAAGGAAAUAUUUUUCUUUGUUUUUUUCCUUUUUCCUGUUUUUUCUUUUUUUAUGUUUUGUUUUGUUUUGAGAAGCACUGGUAUGAAAAGGAUUGUUAGAUAAUUUAUUUUGAUUGUGUGUAUAUAUAUGCAUUGCUUUUUGUUUAUUGGAAUGCUUUGCUUCCUGGAUUAACUGUACAAGCUGUGAGAGAUGGAUAAGACUGGCUUUGUGCCCUUUGACCUUUGACCUCUGUACGCCAUCAAACCCCCCCGACCCAGCCCACCUCUACAAAACGUCUCUGUUCAGUGUUAGUAACUGUAUGCACUCCUCAUUGGAGGACAAUAGAACUGCCACUGUAACCAUGGUUUCCUUUGGCACUAAAAGACAGUCUAAAACAACGAUGAACGACGGUUAAAACAUCGAAAAGAAAGACUAUAACAGUGGAAGAUAUCCUCAGCUUGCGGAUUGGCAAGCUACUUGAACUGUACAAAUCCAACAAGUUCCAUGAUUGUAUUUCCAUGCUUUUAAAUCUGCAAUUAAAAAUGUUUUAGUGCAACAUGA
This is a messenger RNA of Anguilla anguilla (European eel), 9785 nucleotides long. RefSeq names its product son of sevenless homolog 1-like. The record is from RefSeq and is a predicted model, not a curated record. The coding region runs from base 914 to 4933 and encodes 1339 amino acids. Gene Ontology annotation, molecular function: protein heterodimerization activity; guanyl-nucleotide exchange factor activity. NCBI's taxonomy places the organism in Eukaryota, Metazoa, Chordata, Actinopteri, Anguilliformes, Anguillidae. Gene Ontology annotation, biological process: Ras protein signal transduction; positive regulation of GTPase activity. Gene Ontology annotation, cellular component: plasma membrane. The transcript has 23 exons.